Molecule: messenger RNA, 3904 nt
Organism: Epinephelus fuscoguttatus (brown-marbled grouper)
Lineage: Eukaryota; Metazoa; Chordata; Actinopteri; Perciformes; Serranidae
Gene: col28a2a
Product: collagen, type XXVIII, alpha 2a
Exons: 36
Coding region: 16-3792 (1258 amino acids)
Molecular function (GO): serine-type endopeptidase inhibitor activity
Source: RefSeq, a predicted model, not a curated record
CUGUGCCUCCUGAUCAUGGAAGUAUUCAGCAAUAAGAAGACCAAUGAGACUGGGACAAGUAUGUUCCCCUCCUCUACACUGGUGCUGCUGGUCACAGCACUGACCAGCAUCUGGGCCCAAGACUUAUAUGAAGAGAGGAAAAGUAACAAGAAAUCUAGGGUCAAACUUCAGGCUGCAAAUAUUCAUGACGGACAAGCCAUCCUAGAUGAGGACUGUAGCUUGGAGCUCUCCUUCCUUCUGGACAGCUCCGAGAGCGCCAAGGACAAUCAUGAGCAGGAAAAACAGUUCACCAUGAAUGUGGUGGACAGACUCCAGGGGGCACGGCUGCAGACCGGCCGCAGCUUGAGCUUCAGAGUAGCUCUGUUGCAAUACAGCAGUCAUGUUAUCACAGAGCAAACCUUCAGAGACUGGAAAGGCACAAAGAUCUUCAAAACCCGUAUAUCACCCAUCAUCUACAUCGGGCAUGGCACCUACACCACCUAUGCCAUUACUAACAUGACCAGGAUCUACCUGGAGGAAUCCAGCCCUGGCAGCAUCAAAGUAGCCGUGUUGCUCACUGAUGGUAUUUCCCACCCGAGGAACCCUGACAUUUUCUCUGCUGUUGCUGAUGCCAAGAACCAGGGCAUCAAAUUCUUCUCUUUGGGUAUCACUCGGACGGCCAAUGAGCCAGCCAAUGUAGCCCAGCUCCGCCUACUCGCCAGCUCCCCGGCCUCCCGCUUCCUCCAUAAUUUACAGGAUGAAGACAUUGUUGAAAAAAUCGUCACUGAGAUUACUGGCUUGGCUGAUGAAGGAUGCCCUCUGGCUCAGAGAUGUGCUUGUGAGAAAGGAGAGAGGGGACCAAGCGGGCCUGCGGGGAAAAAAGGUCGCCCUGGAGAAGAUGGAGCCCCGGGGCUUAAAGGGCAAAAGGGUGAAGCAGGAUUAAGUGGUCUACCUGGGCGAGAGGGUGCUGAGGGAAAACCAGGUUACAAAGGAGAAAAGGGUGAGAGGGGUGAGUGUGGCACUCCAGGAAUCAAAGGAGACAGGGGUCCUGAGGGUCCAGCUGGAACAAGAGGACUUAGAGGUCUGCAGGGGAUACCAGGACCACAUGGAGACCUUGGCCCAGAGGGUCCUCAGGGAAAGCAGGGUGAACGUGGCCCACCUGGCCCUCCAGGAAUUCAGGGGGAAACUGGUGUUGGACUUCCUGGACCAAAAGGUGACAUCGGAUUCCAGGGCCGACCAGGUCCUCCUGGCCCCCAUGGUUUGGGUGAACCUGGCCUUCCUGGACCUCAAGGACCACAAGGUGUUGCAGGGGAAAAAGGACCCCAGGGCGAGGGGUUUCCUGGACCAAAGGGGGAACGGGGGCUCGCUGGGCCGAGGGGGCCAAGGGGACAGCAGGGUCUAGGAAUCAAAGGAGAAAAGGGUGACUUGGGACCUCCAGGUGUUUCAGGGCCAAUUGGACUGACAGGAGCGGGCAUACAGGGAGAGAAGGGAGUCGAGGGUCCAAGAGGUCCACCAGGAGCCAGAGGACAUCCAGGAGAAGGUUUACCUGGACCUAAGGGAGACCAAGGUUUACCGGGAGAGCAGGGAGCCACAGGAGAGCCAGGCAUUGGUGAACCUGGUCCAAAGGGAGACCCUGGGGCAGCUGGUCUGGCUGGCGUACCUGGUCUUCCAGGAGAGGAUGGAGCUCCGGGGCAGAAGGGGGAGGCUGGUUUACCUGGUUUAAGAGGUCCUGAGGGAGCACAAGGAAUUGGCAUUCAAGGGGAGAAGGGUGAUCAGGGUCUGAGGGGCAUCCGUGGGUUACAUGGUCCUCCUGGGAUCUCAGGACCCUCAGGACCAAAGGGUGAACGUGGGACACCAGGCCAGCAGGGCAUACCAGGACAGCCAGGACGAUCCAUAUCAGGGCCAAAGGGUGAUGUAGGCCCCAGUGGUCCUCCUGGUCCUGUUGGGGAACCAGGCCAUGGAUUACCUGGUCCAAAGGGUGAGCGUGGUCAUUCGGGUUUAUCGGGUCCAGUUGGUCCGAAAGGCGAAGGCAUCCAGGGCCCUGUGGGUCCUCCGGGCCUGCCAGGUUUACCAGGCGAGCCAGGCCCAGAAGGAAUAGGAAUUCCUGGUGCAAAGGGUGAUAUUGGCUUUAGAGGAUUGCCAGGUUUGCCCGGCCCACCUGGAGAGGGUUUACAAGGACCCCCUGGUAAUGUUGGGAGGACAGGACCUGCAGGUCCCACUGGACCCCCAGGAGAGGGUAUUCAAGGUCCAAAGGGUGAGCCAGGAUCUCAAGGUAUGACUGGGCCUAGAGGGCCUCAAGGAGAAGGAUUUCCUGGACCUAAGGGUGAUCGUGGAUCACAGGGUGAGAGGGGAAUGAAAGGUACAAAAGGAGACAUGGGUGAUCAUGGAGUCCCCGGUGAAGCAGGAAGACCAGGAACAAAAGGAGAACCAGGCCUCACAAGAGAAGACAUUAUUAAGCUGAUCAAAGAAAUCUGUGGAUGUGGCAUCAAGUGCAAAGAAAGACCAAUGGAACUUGUGUUCGUCAUCGACAGCUCAGAGAGUGUCGGCCCUGAGAACUUUGAAAUCAUCAAGGACUUUGUCACCAGGUUGGUGGACGGCACCACAAUUGGACGCAACACCACCAGAAUUGGACUGGUCCUCUACAGUCUGCAUGUCCAUUUGGAGUUCAACUUAGCUCGCUACAUGAGCAAAGAGGACGUUAAGCAGGCAAUCAGAAAAAUGCCUUACAUGGGUGAGGGCACGUACACUGGCACCGCCAUCAGAAAGGCCACUCAGGAGGCUUUCUUCAGCGCUCGGCCAGGGGUCAGAAAAGUAGCCAUUGUCAUCACCGAUGGUCAAACUGACAAACGAGAGCCUGUCAAACUUGACAUAGCUGUGAGGGAAGCCCACGCUGCAAACAUUGAGAUGUACGCCCUGGGGAUUGUCAAUUCUUCUGAUCCUACACAGGCUGAGUUCCUGCGAGAACUCAACCUCAUUGCCUCGGACCCCGACAGCGAGCACAUGUACCUUAUUGAUGACUUCAAUACCCUUCCAGCACUGGAGUCUAAACUUGCCAGCCAGUUCUGUGAAGAUGAAAAUGGCGCCCUCAUUUACAAUCACAUUACAAAUGGACACUGGAACGGCAACAAUGGCCAUGGGCAUGGUAUUAAUGGAAACAAUGGACAUGGAGAGAAUACCAAUGGAUAUAAUGGCCUUGGCAAUAAUGGUUAUGUUUAUAGUUAUGGAAACAAUGGAUAUGGGAAUACUGAAAAGGGUCAAAAUUUCAAAGAGGAGAUCCAAAAUCACAGACGCACCACCAGCCGAGGCCGUGGAGACACUUUCACGCUGCCCAUCAGUGCCGAUCCUCUCCCUGUUCAGGUCGUGGACGAUGAUGAAGGUGAAGAUUUAGACUUAAGAGUCCAUGGGCGGGGUGGUAAUACUGUAGCUGCUGUAGCUGUAGUCAACAAAACAACAUCGUUAUCUUCUGUGAGAGGAAGCUCCAUCGUCACUGAAGCCGUCUUGUCAUCUUCUACAUCGUCAUCCUCGUCUGCAACAUCUGUGUCAACAGCGAGCUCAGUUUCAUCUUUAAAUACGAAUCGGUUGCAGCCCGUGGCAAAUCAAGUCCUACCUGAAGAGGCCCCUGUUGUUGAUCCCCGCUGUAACCUCACCUUGGACCAAGGCACCUGCCGAGAUUACAGCAUCCAGUGGUACUAUGACAAGCAGGCCAACGCCUGUGCACAGUUUUGGUAUGGAGGCUGCGGUGGAAAUGACAACCGUUACGAAACAGAGGAUGAAUGCAAGAAGACUUGCAUUCAGUCAAAAACAGCAGGAUAAAAGGAGAAGAAGCUGUCAGAAAAUGGACUUUACUACUCUACAAUCUGCUGAAUUUUUUUUACGUGAUGCAUUCUGUCAGUUGGGUCCAGAAAAUAAUUUCAUGCACUUGUCU